ACCGCGUAAGUUCCCGGUACGUACGUAAGGAACCACCAUGGGCACCAGCAGUUCUCUCCUGCGUAGCCGCGAGUCGUUGGAAGAGCUGACGGAUGGCGUGUACCUCGACGGGAACCUGGACAUCCCGAACGAGGUGAAGCCUCGCCACGCGCUGCUGCGGUCCGUGGGGUCGUUCGGCCGGCGGAUGAAGGGCGCCAGCUUCCGGUCCAACGCGUCGGUGGAUCUGGUGGAGAACCCGGAGGCAGAGCGCAUCAGGAAGGAGUACGAGAUGUUCCGCCUCAGCAAGCAGAACGAGUUCCAGGACAUGCAGAAGAAGAUGGAGAAACUGGAGAACGAGAACAAGCGGUUGCGAGGAGAACUACAGGCGCUGCAGAAGACGGUGUCCAAGUUGCGGAAUGAGCGAGACGCUGCCCUGAACAGGGAGUACCAGGCGCUGGAGAGGGCCGCCACGUUUGAAAACGACCGAGAUAAAGUACAGAGACAGUUCAAGAUUUUCCGUGAGACCAAAGAGAGUGAGCUGCAGGACCUGUUGCAGGCCAAACGUGACCUUGAGAACAGGGUAGUGAAGGUCGCUGCAGAUGACGGCACACAUGUCAUAUCUGAUAACAUGUCAGAUAACCUGUCGUACAGUGGCACAGUGGACGGAGGCUUACUGGGUAACCCCGGUGACUGGGGCACAGCUCUGGGAAGUGAGCCGUCCUUGGGCAGCACUGUCCAGAUGCACCUGGCGGUCAAAGGGCCGGAACUGGCCACUAGUCUCAUCGACCUGGACGGACCAUUCACCAACAUCAACAAAGAUGACUGGACGGCAGCAGUGUCCAGUCUGUCACAGAUCACCCCCCUCCUGGCUCAGACCCUCCCCAGCUGCGUCUUUAAGAUUUUCAUCUCAGCUCCUCCAGACAUGUGUGAGGAGGUCCAGAUUCUGUACAAGAAUCACCUACCUUCUCUGCAAUACAAAUGUGCGUGUGAUGGCAGAGUCUUAGUGACGGUGCAUUUUACAGAAGAGCCAUGGCAUGAAGAGAACCCACAGACACUAUGGAGACUCCAAAAUGCCAGAAAAAAGCAGCUUCAGGGCUGCAGCCUGUUUCUAGGUUUACUAGCGGGACAAGUAGACAGAUAUACAGUUGAAGACUUUGAAACAAGCCACCUGUCCAACCCUGGGUCUCGACCUGCUCUGUUCUGCUUCAGGGACACACCAGGAACAGGUGGCAAACCUGGCUCCCCUGCAGAAGAGGCAGUUAAGUUGAAGAAGAGAGUGAGAGACAGUGUGCCAUGUAAGAUCAUAGAUGACUACACUGAACCACAUGUAGGUGCCAAGAAUCUGUUUGAUGAGAUUGCCAAAAUUGUCCAAAUGGAGCUGGGUGUUGGAGAGACAGAGGAGGGAGAGAAUGGUGAUGAGAAGGAAGAUGAGGCCAGUUGCUUCACCUGGCUGGACCCUGACGGCAACUAUGAACAGAUGGAGCUCUUCAACAGUCUUACCUCUACCUGUGCAGACAUCGGCUUCAAAAAGUACUACAAACAGUUGGAUGAGUUAGUGUCUGCACCAGGUCCGAUGCCUCCACUGCUUCUGAUGGGCACAAUCGGUGCAGGCAAGUCAAGCCUCCUGGCACAGUGGAUAAAGCAGCUGCAGCAGCGCAGCCCGCCCUGCCUGGUGUUGUACCACUUUGUUGGGUACCAAUCCUCCUCCAGCGCUGAUGCUGUACACAUGAUCAGGUCCUUCACAGCUCAGCUGAUGCAGCAUGUGAUGACCCCGCCCCACCUGCCCAGUGACCCCAGCCUGUUACUGGACGAGUUUCUCCGCUGGCUGGAGAAGGUGUCGUCCAAACAGCCUGGCGGCCUGGUGCUGGUCAUCGACUCCAUGGACAAGUUCCAGCAUGCAGAGUCCCACACCAAGUUCCUUUUAGACCCCUUACCUGUGGACACAAGAGUCGUGGUGUCAGUCACUGAGCAAACCUGCCCUCAGGCAUGGAGAUCAUGGCCGACCGUAGUUUUGGAGCCUCUGAACCCAGGAGACAUCAAACAGGUGAUCCAGACCCGCUGGACAACUCCAGAUUUCUCACUUACUGGAUCACAGGAGGCCAGAUUUCUGGCUCACUGCCAUAUCCCAGCAUGCUGUAGUCCCCUGUAUGUCAACACAUUCCUCAACCAGCUCAUGAGUUGUAAGGAUGAAGACACGAUGUCAGAAGUGCUUGAGGAGUGUUUGAAGACGCCCAGCGUGUCGGAGCUCUACCUUCACAUCCUGCAGACACUCGAGGACGAGUGUCCUGGUCACCACCACAAGUCCCUCUUCGGAAAGGUGAUGCUGGCGUUACGAGCCUGUAGGAACGGCCUGUCCGAGCCUGAGUUGAUGGCUGUUGUGCCUGAGCUGACCUGGUCGGUGUGGUCCCUUCUGUGGGACAUGCUGAGUGAGGGAGGGGUGCUCUGCUGCAAGUCUGGGCUCAUAACGUUUACAAACCAGGAGGCACAAGAUGCUGUGGACAGAAAAUUCCUGAGCAGCAGCAAGGACCUGAAACAGACUCGACAAAAACUGGUGGAUUACUUUUCCACUUUCAUCAGACCUGUGCAGACCUGGUGGAGGGCUGUAGACGAGGCCCCGUGGCUGCUGCAGGUUUUAGGGGAUGUACAACAUCUCCACGCCAUCGUGGUCAACCUGAGUGUCUUCCAGAACCUCUAUAUAAGGGGGCGCUGUGCAGAGUUGCUGGCGUACUGGCAGUAUGUGGGAGUGGAGAAAAGUGCCAUGGCUACAGAGUACAUGAACGCACUCAAGAUGCUGGAAGAUGGUAUGAGUGACGUAACGUCCUCCAAACUAGCCAGCCUGUACGAGCUCCUCGGCAAAUUCCUGAAAGACCUGAGCCUCCUGACUCAGGCGGUGCCUCCCCUCCAGAGAGCUCUGGAGCUGAGAGAAACCAGCCUGGACCCCGACCACCCCAGUGUGGCCAGCGCCCUGCACCACCUGGCCGGUUUGUACGCACACUGGGGGAAGUUCAACACUGCGGAGGCCUUGUACAAGCAGGCUAUUGACAUCUACCAGAACGCAUUUGGCAGUAACCACCAUCAGGUGGCCAGAGAGUUGGAGGCUCUUGCCUUGCUGUACCAGCGACAGAACAAGUUUGAUGUAGCUGAACCACUUCACAAGCGAGCUGUCACCAUCAGGAAGAGAUCUCCAGAAAACUCCCGGCUAAGAUCUGCUGGACUGGAGUUUCUGAGGAAAAGAGCAGUUCACCUGGAGGAGCUGUCCUUGGGUCCUGACUCCCCGGCCUUGGCUCGGUCUCUCAAUGAGCUAGGAGUGCUGUUCUACCUACAGGGUUACUUGGGAACGGCUGAGAAGUUGUUGCAGCACUCCCUCUCCAUGCGGGAGUCCGUUCUGGAUGCCUCCCACCCCGACUGUGCACAGUCCCUGCACAACCUGGCCUCUCUGUACGUCGAGAAGAAAGAGUACGCCAAAGCGGAGCCGCUGUACGAGAGAGCGCUGGAGUUACGCCAACAGGCCUUCCCGGCAGACCACCCUGCGGUGGCAUCGACUGUCCGCCAUCUUGCUGCAGUCUACAAGAAACAGAACAACUUUGAUAAAGCUGAGCCUCUGUACAGACAAGCCCUGGCUAUGAGAGAGAAAGUGUUUGGAGACAGCCAUCCUAGUGUUGCCACUGCCCUGGUCAACUUGGCAGUGUUACAGUCUAAUCAGGGAAGACAUUCUGACGCGUUACCGCUGUACGAGAAAGCGUUGCAGAUCUACGAGGACAACUUCGGCCCGAACAACCCACGUGUUGCAGAAACCCUGCGGAACCUGGCCGUGCUGCACUACGACCUGAAGAACUACGAAACCGCCGCCAACCUGUACAAGCGGGCCACGGAGAUUCGAGACCCCGACCACCCCUUCCAGCCCUCACGAGAGAUGCUGUCCAGACGCUCGUCCAGCGUCGUCUCGGAAAACUUUCUGCACAACGGUCUGAACGUCCAGCUAGCCAGACUGCUGCCAGAACAGAGAUAGCAGUUAUUGCUGUAGAUCUGUGAAAAUACAUUGCAAGAGGCUGCUUGAAGUCAUCAGACAUUAACUAUACUAGAGCAUUCCACAUUUACCAGUCUAGACUAGAGUAUAUCAGGCUAUGCAUUAGUAGGCCAUGCAAUACAGUAA
Messenger RNA from Branchiostoma belcheri (Belcher's lancelet), 4132 nucleotides. Its product is annotated as nephrocystin-3-like. The transcript is spliced from 29 exons. Gene Ontology annotation, molecular function: protein binding. The coding region runs from base 38 to 3988 and encodes 1316 amino acids. The record is from RefSeq and is a predicted model, not a curated record. Lineage: Eukaryota; Metazoa; Chordata; Leptocardii; Amphioxiformes; Branchiostomatidae.